GAUGAUGUCACCGUCAUGUGAUCAGUCACAUGGAGGAGGAGGAGUCACAUGAUCAGGGGCUGCUGCUCUGAGAGAUCUUCACACACAACAGCAGUGACUACCCCACCAGGACCUGCUCUGUAUCUGUUACAUGCUGGAGGUGUAGGACCUGUGAUGAUGUCACAAUCAUGUGACCAGUACAUUUGGGGGCAAAGUUUAGCAGUAUAGACGUGACUGUGGCUGAAGGACCUGUGGGUAGGAUCAUGUGACAGGAGUGGGCGGAGCUCAGCAGCGCAGGAUAGAAGAGAUUGUGAUUGAAGGACCUGUGACAAUGGUCAUGUGACAGCAGAGUCCUGCAUACACUGAACAGAUGAGCCUAGAGCAGCAGCCCCUGAUCAUGUGACGACUCCUCCUCCUCCAUGUGACUGAUCACAUGACGGUGACAUCAUGCAGGUCCUAUAAGCGGCUCCCGUACAGUCUGCAGGUGGAGGUAUGUGUGUGGUCACAUGUGGAGGCUGUCAGAUGGUUUUUGUACUAUUAACCCCUUCAGGACCCGAUUCCUAUAAGGUGUCAGGACGUGGCGGUCUAUUUCUCCAUGGAGGAGUGGGAGUAUGUAGAAGGACACAAGGAUCAGUACAAGGAUCAGGUCAUGAUGGAGGAUCAGCAGCCCCUCACAUCACCAGUCAGAUCCAGUAAGAGAACAGCACCAGAGAGGUGUCCCCAUCCUCUUGAUGAACAGAAUAUGGAGGAUAUUACCACAGGGAAAGAUCUGAUCUAUAUUAAUGCUACAGACAUAAAGGAAGAAGAAGAGACAGAUGUGAGCAGUGAUGAGCAGUAUAAGGAGGACAUUUCUACAGAGCAUGAUCUCAGCUAUAUUAAUGCUACAGACAUAAAGGAAGAAGAAGAGACAGAUGUGAGCGGUGAUGAGCAGCAUAAGGAGGAUAUUACUGCAGGGAAAUAUCUGAUCGAUAUUUAUACUACAGGCAUAAAGGAAGAACAAGAGACAGAUAUAAGCGGUGAUGAGCAGUAUAAGGAGGACAUUCCUGCAGGGAAAGAUCUGAUCUAUAUUAAUGCUACAGACAUAAAGGAAGAAGAAAAAACUGAUGUGAGCGGUGAUGAGCAGUAUAAGGAGAACAUUCUGACAGGAAAAGAUCUGGAUAAUAUUAAAGCUACUGAUAUGAAGGAAGAAGAGACAGAUGUGAGCAGUGAUGAGCAGUAUAAGGAGGACAUUCCUACAAGUAACCACCCAGGUCCAGACGGUUACAAGGAUACCCAAGAUUCUUGUAGCAGGAGAUCAGAGGAGAAUCUUAUAUCUUCAGAUUAUAAAGCAGAUGAUGAUAUCACACAAGAUACAUAUGAAGAACAUUCCAUUAUCCCAGAUACACCCUCAGCCCUUCACAGCCAAGAUCUGUCAUCUCAUCCUUAUAUACAGGUCCUGUCUUCUCACUCAUCACAGGAUAUUCAGCAAAAUAAAGGUCACAGAAGGGGUGUUGGACAUGAACGAGCUCAUACAGGAAAGAAACCAUAUUCAUGCUCAGAAUGUGGGAAAUGUUUUCCUUUUAAAUCAAGUCUUGUUACACAUCAAAGAACUCACACAAGAGAGAAGCCAUUUUCAUGUUCAGAAUGUGGGAAAUGUUUUCCUACGAAAACAAAUCUUGUUCAACAUCAAAGAACUCACACAGGGGAGAAGCUAUUUUCAUGUUCAGAAUGUGAGAAAUGUUUUACUAAUAAAUCAUAUCUUGUUGUACAUCAAAGAACUCACACAGGGGAGAAACCAUUUUCAUGCUCAGAAUGUGGAAAAUGUUUUACUCAGCAAUCGCAUCUUGCUGUACAUCAAAGAACUCACACAGGGGUGAAACCAUUUUCAUGUUCAGAAUGUAGAAAGUGUUUUACUGACAAAUCAAAUCUUGUUCAACAUCAAAAAACUCACACAGGGGAGAAGCUUUUUCCGUGUUCACAAAUUACUGAGAAAUCAAGUCUUGUUUAUCAUCAAAAAACUCACAUAGGAGAGAAGCUAUUUUCAUGUUCAGAAUGUGGAAAAUGUUUUACUGAGAAAUCAAGUCUUGUUACACAUGAAAGAACUCACACAGGAGAGAAGCCAUUUUCAUGUUCAGAAUGUGGAAAAUGUUUUACUAAAAAAUCAUAUCGUGUUGAACAUCAGAGAACUCACACAGGGGAGAAGCCAUUUUCAUGUUCAGAAUGUGGAAAAUGCUUUACUUGUAAAUCAAAUCUUGUUAGACAUCAGAUAACUCACACUGGAGAGAAGUCAUUUCCAUGUUCAGAAUGUGGAAAAUGUUAUUCUAUGAAAUCAAGUCUUGUUAAUCAUCAAAGAACUCACACAGGUGAGAAGCCAUUUUUAUGUUCAGCAUGUGGAAAAUGUUUCACUGGGAGAUCAAGUCUUGUUUAUCAUCAAAAAACUCACACAGGAGAGAAGCCAUUUUUAUGUUCAGAAUGUGGAAAAUGUUUUACUGACAAAUCAGGUCUUGUUCAUCAUCAAAAAACUCACACAGGGGUGAAGCCAUUUCUGUGUUUAGAAUGUGGAAAAUAUUUUAUUCAGAAAUCAGAUCUUGUUAAACAUGAAAGAAUUCACACAGGAGAGAAGCCAAUUCAGAGCAAUAAAUGAUGCAGAUAACACAUCUAUAUAUUAUCCAUGUACAUAGGAUAUCUGACAUUUAUAUGGAUCAUAAACUGCAGGGGUCUCAAACUGGCGGCCCUCCAGAUAUUCCAAAACUUUAACUCCCAGCAUGCCUGUGAGGGGAGUCAGCUUGUUAUAGGUUUUUAUAUAACCUUCUAUAAUAAUCCUUUAUAUGAUUAUACGCCAUUUUGUAUAUCAUCACCAUGUUGUCUAUAGUCCACCAUCUUGUCUAUGUUCCUUCAUUAUGAACUGAGUGUGAACUUUACCAGAAUUAUAACCAGGAAACUUGUAAACAAGAACCACAACUGCUGAGCGUACAGAAAACUCCAAGGCUUUGGAUAGGGGAUAAGAUGUGUAAUCCCCGGAGGACCCCUUUAAAUAAUACAAUACACUAAUUCAUACUAUAGAAGAAAGGAUGUCCAGCGCAGAUUCUUGCAGAACGGAGCUUUUAUUUGCAGACUUUCACCUCGGUGCACAGACAAUGUAGACACACAUGACGGGUUUCUGUCCUACAUCUGGACCUUAGUCAUACAAGUUAUAAAAUUACCUGUCAGCCAUUUAUAGAGGACGUGAGACAUCAGCUCCUCCUUAAUGGGGCGCUUCUUAGAUGUCCCAUCUUCUCCACCCCCCAUCAUACAGGUGGAUCGUACCACCUCUACAUGACCAGGGGUGAUAUCUGACUAUAGGAACAUAUUCAAUGUAUCUAUCACAACCACAUAUAAUGUGAAAUAUAAAGAACAUAUCCAAUCACCUAUAUAGAAAAUACGUAUCAUAAAUAUACAGUAUAUAAAACCAAUGGCUGUCAUUGUGGGAAUAGGCCGGGCAUUAUAUAAAGAACUUUUUCUGUAAUAUGGAAAUAUAUAU
Messenger RNA from Hyla sarda, 3478 nucleotides. Its product is annotated as oocyte zinc finger protein XlCOF22-like. The transcript has 5 exons. Bases 575 to 2602 code for a protein of 675 amino acids. The record is from RefSeq and is a predicted model, not a curated record. Lineage: Eukaryota; Metazoa; Chordata; Amphibia; Anura; Hylidae. Gene Ontology annotation, biological process: regulation of DNA-templated transcription.